AUGGAAUAUUUUCAAAAAACUUCACCUGAAAAGUUUCGGUUUAUAGACUUUUACAAGUACCGCCAGAGGCAAGAUGAUUUUACCCGAUCUUUUCGAGAAGAGUCUGGCAAUCUCUGGCGUUGUUUGAUGUCACUGGUGAAAGAUGGAACACCUCAGGUCAAAGAGAACGCCAGACAUCGAACGAAACUUGAGGACGUUCGCAUAUUUUGGCAACAAAUUGAGAAUGAAACGUCGAUUGAUGAUGCUGAGGCGGAAGUAGCUUGCAAGUUCAUACGCAGAUCAUUGAUGUGGCGCUUACCAAUGUCGAGGAGAAGAUG
This is a messenger RNA of Paraglomus brasilianum, 317 nucleotides long. NCBI's taxonomy places the organism in Eukaryota, Fungi, Glomeromycota, Glomeromycetes, Paraglomerales, Paraglomeraceae. The record is from the annotation of a GenBank genome assembly.